AACAAUGUGCAACCGUAUCGUGUUGACUUUAGCACUUUGAUGUUGGCAUAAAUGAAAUUUCAAAUUUGACAAUCCUUCAAGCGGGAAGUUGUGUUCCCGGCCAGUUGGAGUUGUGGUUUUGGAGUGGAGUGAAUUGUUUCCUGGAGAUAAAUACUCAGUAGUCGAAUAAAUAUGAACGGACUCAAAAGUCGAGGUGCUCUCAUAGUUUUCGAAGGAUGCGAUAGAUCCGGAAAAUCGACACAAUGUAAAUUGUUAGUUGAACAUUUACGUAGUCUUGGACAUAAAAUAGAGCAUAUAAGUUUUCCCGAUCGUACAACCGAAUGUGGAAAAGUAAUUGAUGCAUAUCUAAAGAAAAAGAUCGACCUUCCUCAUGAAACAAUUCAUUUAUUAUUUACCAGUAAUCGAUGGGAACUAGCGAAUAAAAUGAAACAAUUAUUAGUGAAUGGUACCACACUAAUCGUCGAUCGUUACUCAUAUUCGGGAGUUGCAUUUUCCACAACAAAAGGAUUGGAUUUGGAAUGGUGUAAAGGACCGGAAACUGGACUUCCGCGGCCAGAUCGUGUGUUUUUCUUGCAGAUAAAUCCAACAGCUUUAGAAAAUCGGGGAGGUUUCGGAAAUGAAAGAUUCGAAACCACAGACUUCCAGGAAAAAGUCCUCAAAAUCUACAAACAACUUCAUGACGACUCAUGGGUAUAUAUUGAUGCAUUCCGCGAUCGACAUGUUAUAUUAAAAGAAAUCGCUGAUCAAACGCUUAAAGUAAUUGAAAAGUGCAAAACGGAAAAACUUAGUACUUUGUGGUGAAUGCUUCAAUUUGCCUGGCUCUAAGUCAGGCAUACUCCUUUGACGUUGGAGGUAUAUUUUUGAUAUAGUAUUUUUUUUAAAUAUGGUAUAAACAAAUGGAAACCAAUUAAUUUGUUCUUUAAUAAAUAAUGACUGGAUAGGUCAAUUUAAAUGUG
This is a messenger RNA of Hermetia illucens (black soldier fly), 956 nucleotides long. RefSeq names its product thymidylate kinase. The record is from RefSeq and is a predicted model, not a curated record. Lineage: Eukaryota; Metazoa; Arthropoda; Insecta; Diptera; Stratiomyidae. The transcript has 5 exons. Gene Ontology annotation, molecular function: dTMP kinase activity; ATP binding. Gene Ontology annotation, cellular component: nucleus; cytoplasm; cytosol. Gene Ontology annotation, biological process: dTTP biosynthetic process; dTDP biosynthetic process; dUDP biosynthetic process. Bases 172 to 801 code for a protein of 209 amino acids.